AGCGGAAAACAGCGGACCUGCCUGUCAUUCUGGGUGGAGCAAGAUGGCGGCGUGCAGCCUGCAGAGAGUGCUGGAGAUACAGAGCCAGCUGGAGGGCGCCUUGUUGGAGGCGGAGAGUGAGGGGGAGAGGGAGAGGCUGAUCCUGCAGUAUUUGGAGAAGGUGAUUGGCCGGGCUGAGGAGCUGACAAUCCCUGACUUCUCUCCAGGUUUGGAAUGGCUGAAUACAGAAGGUGCCAUCUCUCUACACAAAGAUCUAUGUGGAAAAAUUGUGAUUUUAGAUUUCUUCACAUAUUGCUGUAUCAACUGUAUGCACAUCCUCCCUGACCUGCAUGAGCUGGAGCACCGCUACACUGAUACAGAUGGUCUGGUCAUUGUUGGCGUGCACUCAGCCAAAUUUCCCAACGAGCGAGUUCUGGAGAACAUUAAGAGCGCCGUUCUUCGAUACAACAUUACCCAUCCUGUAGUGAAUGAUGCAGAUGCUACCUUGUGGCAGGAACUGGAAGUGUCCUGUUGGCCCACAUUGGUCGUGUUGGGUCCUCGGGGGAACAUUCUAUUCUCUCUAGUUGGGGAAGGAAAUAAAGAGAACCUGUUCCUUUUCACCUCUAUGGCCUUAAAAUUCUACAAAGAGAGGCAAGAGAUCAAUUCCAGUCGAAUCCCACUCCAACUCUACCGGGAUUCCUUGCCCGCCUCUCCAUUGCUCUUCCCUGGAAAGGUGGCCAUAGACUCAUCUGGCGAGAGGCUUGUGAUUGCCGACACUGGUCACCACAGGAUUUUGGUUGUGUCCAAGGAAGGGAAGGUGCUUCACAGCAUCGGAGGAGUUGAGAGCGGACAGAAAGAUGGACGAUUUUCAGAAUGCUCCUUCAACUCCCCACAAGGAGUGGAUAUCGAUGGCAAUAAUAUCUAUGUGGCCGACACGGAGAACCAUCUGAUCCGGAAGAUCGAUCUAGAAACAUUAACGGUGAGCACAAUAGCUGGCACUGGGAGUCAAGGAGUCGACAAAGUGGGCGGAGCUCAGGGAAUACAGCAGCCAAUCAGCUCGCCUUGGGAUGUUGCUGUUUUUCCACCAGGUGUGCUGUGGAUAGCCAUGGCUGGGACUCAUCAAGUCUGGGCUCUGUUAUUAGAAGAGGGGGCAUUGCCCAAGGGAAGCGUCCUCUGUAAAGGAACAUGCAUUCGGUUUGCUGGAAGUGGAAAUGAAGAGAACAGGAAUAACUCUUACCCUCACAAAGCUGCCUUUGCUCAGCCAUCUGGACUGACUGCUUGCCCUACGGAGUCGUGGAACUGCCUUUUUAUAGCCGACAGCGAGAGCAGCUCCAUCCGCAGCGUAUCGCUGAAAGAUGGCGCCGUCAAACACUUGGUUGGAGGAGAGCGAGACCCAAUGAACCUGUUCGCCUUCGGUGACGUUGAUGGGGUUGGAAUUAAUGCCAAACUGCAGCACCCAUUGGGGGUGGUCUGGGACCCGAAGCGGAAUCUACUGUAUGUGGCCGAUUCCUACAAUCACAAAAUCAAAGCUGUGGAACCAAAGAGCAAGAAUUGUGUCACCCUGGCUGGCACAGGAAAAGCCGGUAACUCCAUCGGUCCCAGUUUUGAGCAGACAUCUUUUAAUGAGCCAGGCGGUCUCUGUGUUGGUGGUGACGGCCAUUUGUUGUAUGUUGCGGACACCAAUAAUCACCAAAUCAAGGUUUUGGAUGUGGAAACCAAGAUGGUCUCUGUGCUUCCUAUCAUGCACAGUGAUGCAGCCGAUAUUGUGGACAGUGGCCCGCCAAAGAGAAUUAUUAACCCAAAGCUGCCUAAAUCCACUCCCAACAUUAACCUGGAAACCUUAACUGUGUCACCCAGCAAAACCUUAAAAUAUUCGUUAAACCUCAAACUCCCUUUGGGUGCAAAGUUAACCGAAGGAGCCCCAAGUUUCUGGUUUCUCUUCACAGAAGGCCACGAAUGGUUACUUGCUGGGCAGAAAACCUAUGGGGAAAUUCUGGGUCUCUCCAAACCAAGCCAGAUUGAGCUUGCCAUCCCGCAGGAGUUCCAGUCCCCUGAGGCAGUGCUGAAAGUCGGCGUCUGCGUGUAUUUCUGCACCAAGAACAGCAACUUGUGUACGAUGAAGUCUGUUUCCUUUACUCAUCCUUUACAAGUGACCGUUGAUGACACAGGCUACCCGCCAGCUCUGGACCUCGCCUACAGCUUUUAGGAAGCGGAACACAACUUGCUGCGGGCCAAAGUUGGCUUUUGAUAUGGCUGUUCUUGUCACGCCUGGGGCACACGAUAAAAAGAGGCCAGAACAGUCUUGUUUACAAAAAUACAGUUUUUUGAUGGCUUCCACUGUCUCAAAACUGCAUGAAGAAAAGUUGUACUUAACGUUGUACAUUUUGGGGAGUCCAAAGUCCUGUCUGCUGUCCAGAAGUCCUUCAUAGAGAACUUGAGAGAUUAUCAAUUGAAUUGUACAAGUACUUAAAGUGAACCUUUGGCCAUGAUACUCUACAUUCAAGUAUUUUUAUAGUCUUGGCAAGUAGUAAAUUAACUUUAAAGGCCUCAAUGACGUCUGUAGCUGCAUGUACUGUGAAGUAGUUAAUCUUCAGAGUUUAUAUCAGAAGCGCUCGGCUCAUUCUCCCAACACUGACUUAGCAGGUCAGCUGACCCUCCAAGUGGUGACUGAGAAGCCUAGCUGACCCUGCUCCCCACUCCCAGCAGCUAUUCAGCAACUCAGCCCACCAUGCUUUACCCUCCCAGUUGCAACUCUGUAGAUUAACUUCCAACUCACCCUACUCUCCCCUUCCAUCACUGACUAAGCAGCUCAGCUUUCCCCUGGAGCAGUGACUUAGUAGCUCUGCUUGCCCUCUGGUAACUGACUCAACAGCUCGGCUCACCCUGCGUCUUUCCCAGCAAUGACUUGGCAGCACUCUGGUUUUAUAUUGAAACAUAGAAUGCUAAACAAGAGCUCUGGGGGUGGGAUAAGCAAGAUAAGCUUAGCAGCUGAGAGAAGCAUUCGAUUGCUUUUGCUGUAAGCUUUGAGGAUGAACUUCUCCUAAGUACCUGCAGCUACAGAGGAAAUGUUUUAAAGCUCAUUUUACUGUUUUAAACCCUAUGAAAAUACUUGAAUGUCCAUAGCCAGGCCUUUAAUCAUCACUAGUGUUGGGAUCAAAUAAAAAGGAUGCAUCGGACAGAACAAGGGAAUUUCCUGUGUGUUACACCACUGGCUGCCUUUUCCCCAUUGAAAAUAUAACACAGCACUUAAAGGGGGUUAUUUGCUAAAGGCAAAUCCAUGUUGCACUACAAGUGCAAAGUGCACUUGAAAUUGCAUUGAAAGUGCACAUGGAAGU
This is a messenger RNA of Rana temporaria (common frog), 3314 nucleotides long. It is a transcript of the gene NHLRC2, whose product is annotated as NHL repeat containing 2. The coding region runs from base 44 to 2185 and encodes 713 amino acids. The record is from RefSeq and is a predicted model, not a curated record. The transcript has 11 exons. NCBI's taxonomy places the organism in Eukaryota, Metazoa, Chordata, Amphibia, Anura, Ranidae. Gene Ontology annotation, molecular function: protein binding.